Haemonchus placei is the source of this 1614-nucleotide messenger RNA. The record is from the annotation of a GenBank genome assembly. Lineage: Eukaryota; Metazoa; Nematoda; Chromadorea; Rhabditida; Trichostrongylidae.
AUGUCAAAACAUAGGAAAGACCAAGGCUUGUCAAUGCUCUUUGACGAUGCGAAUGAUGGAAGGCUCACCUUUGAGACAACAUCCAGGAGUUCACAGGAGUUCCGUCCCAACGAAAGGCCUCAAGCUAGUCGCCCAAAAGAUCAAAUUGAUAGGGACACUGCUCCUCUUGAAGGGACAACAGUUACCAGAGAAUCGUACAGAGGAGGAGUCGGAGAGAGGUUCCCAAUAAUCCGCCCAAAGGACCAAAUUGACAGGAAUACUGAACGACUGGACACGGGCACUAUCACCAGAGUGGCGUAUAGAGGAGGACUGGGUGACAGAUUCUCAAUGGCUCGCCCUAAGGACCAGAUCGGAAGGAAUACAGACCCACUAGAUAGCAGGACCAUUACCAGAGAAUCGUACACAGGCGGAGUUGGUGGUAGGCCCAAGAUUAUCAGACCGACAUACCAAAUUGAAAGAACUAAUGAUCCUCUGGAUGAUACCACGAUUACAAGAGAAUCGUUCAAAGGCGGAGUCGGUGAGAGAUAUUCAUUAACUCGGCCAAAAGAUCAAAUUGAUAGAAGCACAGAUCCUUUGGAAGGGAGCACAGUUCAAAGAGAGUCGUACAAGGGAGGAACGGGUGACAGAUUCUCAAUGACUCGUCCAAAGGAUCAAAUUGGCUGGAAUACUGGUUCACUGGAUAAAAGCACUGUGAACAGAGAUUCCUACACGGGUGGAGCUGGAGAAAGGUUUACGGUGACUCGCCCCAAAGACCAAAUUGUCAGAAACACUGGCCCCUUGGAUGCGCACACGAUAAAUAGAGAAGUAUACACAGGCGGUGUUGGUGAAAGAUUUGCAAUGACUCGUCCUAAAGACCAAAUUGACAGAAGUACCGAUCCUUUGGAAGGGCACACGAUUAACAGAGAUUCAUACACAGGCGGUGUUGGCGAAAGGUUCUCAGUGACUCGUCCAAAAGACCAAAUUGACAGAAGUACCGAUCCUUUGGAUGGGCACACGAUUAAUAGAGAAGCAUACACAGGCGGUAUUGGUGAAAGGUUCGCGAUGACUCGUCCAAAAGACCAAAUUGACAGAAACACUGAUCCUUUGGAUGGGCACACGAUCAACAGAGAAUACUACAAGGGCGGGACUGGUGAGCGACAUCCGAUGACUCGCCCAAAGGAUCAAUUAGAUAUGAAUAGAGAUCCGCUAGAUGGAACCACCAUCAACAGGGAAUCUUAUAAAGGUGGACUGGGUGAACGGUUUUCUAUGACUCGUCCGAAAGAUCAAAUUGAUAGAAAUACCGAUCCACUUGAUGGUAGCACAACAAGCAGGGAAACCUAUAAAGGCGGAAUCGGUGAACGAUUCUUGAUGACUCGCCCUAAGGACCAGAUUGACAGGGAUAACGAGCCGCUUGACGGAAGUACUGUCAGCAGGGAAUCGUACAAAGGUGGAAUGGGUGAACGGUUCUCCAUGACUCGUCCGAAAGAUCAAAUUGAUAGGAAUACCGAGCCACUAGAUGGAAUUACCAUCAACAGGGAGUCUUAUAAAGGUGGACUGGGUGAACGGUUUUCAAUGACUCGUCCGAAAGAUCAAAUUGAUAGAAAUACCGAUCCUCUCGAUGGUAGCACAACGAGC